AUAUGUUUGAUGUGAGGAGGCAGGCCGCUCAAUGUGGUGUAGAUUUUGCAAGAAGGACCGGCCAUCUUUUUACGCUCGCUCGUUUGUUUGGUGGAAUUAGGAUCAAAAUUUAUUUGUAAUUAAUGUCAGAACCACAGUCGGCGCUCUUACUAAGGAAGCAACUAGCAGAAUUAAAUAAGAACCCAGUUGAGGGUUUUUCUGCUGGUCUUAUAGAUGACAAUGAUAUAUACAGAUGGGAGGUGCUUAUUAUUGGUCCCCCAGACACACUAUAUGAGGGUGGAUUCUUCAAAUGUCAUCUCAAUUUUCCAAAAGAAUAUCCACUUAGGCCACCCAAAAUGAAAUUUGUAACAGAAAUUUGGCAUCCUAAUAUUGAUAAGAACGGUGACGUGUGUAUAUCAAUUCUGCACGAGCCGGGCGACGACAAAUUCGGCUACGAGAAGGCGUCGGAAAGAUGGCUGCCAGUGCACACGGUAGAGACUAUUUUAAUAUCAGUUAUCUCGAUGCUCGCGGAUCCCAACGACGAGUCGCCUGCGAAUGUCGACGCAGCUAAAGAGUGGCGGGAAUCGUACUCGGAGUUCAAGCGAAAAGUGGCGAGAUGCGUGCGAAAGUCGCAAGAGGAAUGUUAGUAUUGAGCCCUGCACAACACCUCCCCAUCCACAUCCAGACGAAAAAAACAUACAAAAAAUAAAACCAGCCACCACUUGACAACAACAAAAAUCGAAAGCAACAUCAAUGAUGCAAAAGUAAAGAGUGCGCGCCUCCUUCGAACCAUCCUCCAAAUAUUUUCUCUCCCGUUGCAUAACAAAUAAAUAAUAAACGAAAUACCAAUCAAUCAACGAUACACAGCAACAAUACAGUAAUCUACCAACUCGAUCUAUUGCACGCCGUUCGAUGCGUAUGAUCUCUCUCCAGCACAGAAUUACGCAUUAGGUGUGUGUUUUGUGUGUGUUGCGUCGUGAGAACUACUAAUCUUUUUUGGAAUUAAUUUAUAUAUUCUUUAUACGUUUAUUCGAAUAAAAUGACAGCCGAGCGAUAUGACGAGCAGAUGAUGGAAGCAUUUGCAAGCGUUUGCAGUAAACUCGUCACUAGUGUGCGACGCCCGACGAGUCGCCUCCCAUAAUCAUUCAUUUACCAAAUAGCAAAACUAAUAAUUAUGAUAAAAGUAAAAUAAAUACAAUGAUUUCACUUUUUAA
Messenger RNA from Dalotia coriaria, 1193 nucleotides. Its product is annotated as ubiquitin-conjugating enzyme E2 G1. Lineage: Eukaryota; Metazoa; Arthropoda; Insecta; Coleoptera; Staphylinidae. The coding region runs from base 123 to 626 and encodes 167 amino acids. The transcript has 5 exons. Gene Ontology annotation, molecular function: ubiquitin conjugating enzyme activity. Gene Ontology annotation, biological process: protein polyubiquitination; ubiquitin-dependent protein catabolic process. The record is from RefSeq and is a predicted model, not a curated record.